Mesocestoides corti is the source of this 3576-nucleotide messenger RNA. Lineage: Eukaryota; Metazoa; Platyhelminthes; Cestoda; Cyclophyllidea; Mesocestoididae. The record is from the annotation of a GenBank genome assembly.
CUACCACCGAUUCGUCACCCCGCUCCGCUGCUGCUGGGCGGGGUCGUGCCCAGAGACCCUCAACCGCCGUCCUUGGCUUCCCCUCCGGCCCAUGCACUCACCGCCUUCCCCCUGCCCCCGUCCACCAGCAGACAGCCCCUCCUCCCUCGACAAUCGGUCUCAUCGCGCCUCAACUUCAACAGUAUCUUCUCGUCUCCGGCCCGGCUUCUGCAGAAGGUCCGCGCCAAGGCUCUGCCUGAACUCAGCUCGGUUCUCAGGCUAGAUCCAUCAGUUCUUCUCUGGUCCCCCGAUCAAAACGGUGCCGAAAAGCACAAAUCCCGUCACCCUAACCCCAAGGGUCACCACAUGUGCCUCUUCUGUCGCCGCACCUUCUCCAGUGCCUCCCUCUACUCCAAUCACCUCAACCGCCCUGUCGCCCGAGUGAUUUACCGCUGUCACCUUUGCCCGCCUCAGCAAGACACCGCACCGACUCCGACCGUCGUGCCCGCCUUGCAACCGCCCUCCCUGGACAACGCGGCGCCGCCCGCCUCCAACCUCUCAGCGCCGAAUCUCUGCGCGCUGUUCGUCCACAUGACCCAGAGGCACGCCAACGAGCCGGUGUCGGCGUGGCGUCUGAUUCCCUCCCGGCUCUCCGUCAAUGCCAUCCCCUGGCUUGUCGGCGCGGGUGACCCGCUCGAAGGCUCGGCCUGUGAAGAGGAGGAGAAUCAAAGUGGAGGGGGUGGCAGCCAGCCGCCCAACCAACAGCUCUACGUUGAGGGACAGGAGUUGGUCGACUUGGGGAACGAUUUGGAUCGAGGGAUAACGAAUCUUCUCCGUACCCAGGAGUUUUGUUUCUUGCCAGCUGGCACCGGGCAGUCGCCUGACACAAGCUUCCUUCGUAUACCCGAUAUUCCAUCGAUGACGGCAUCCUCGUCGUCGUCGUCGUCGUUGUCAUCAUCGAGUCAGACGUGUCCACAGCUCCUCUCCCAGCACGGUCUUCCCCUGAAUCAGUCCUCUUCCAUAUCACACCUCCUCUUUCGACUGGCCGAGGGCUCGGUCUGGAACGGACAAUUCUUCCUCUCUGCAUGGCACGCGCGUGUCACUAAUUCUGGUGCCACUGCCCAGAAAAAUGGUCUGGGAGGCACCCCUUCACCGCCGCCAGCAGCCACCCGGGACCAGGUGGAACAGGCGUACACUGCCUUGCUGGGCUGCGGCCGCAGCAACCCUGACUUCCACAGAGUGUUGCGUUGUCUCAUGUGUGGCGACUUUCGCACCAACUCACCCACCGCCCUGAGACACCAUCUUUCCGGUGUGCCCGGCAGCCCAGACACGGUGCUAGCGAGGUGCGCCUUCUGUUCCCUCUCUGUGUCGCACAACAGUGGACUGUGCUCGGUCAAAGCCCACAUCCUCUUUCAUCUGGGCAUAUUCCUCGUGUGUCCACAGUGUGGCUUCACGCCCCCUCCCGACUUGCCCCCACCCCUGGCGGAAAUUUGCCUCCGACUGCACCUGCGGUUCUCCUGUUUCCACUUCAACGUCGCCAAGGUCUUCGUCUGCACGCGGACCACGUGCAGCGACAAAAUCUUUCUCACAAUGGAGAAUUUCGUCCACCAUUGGUUCGAGGCCCACACAGCGCGCAAGUACGCCUGCCAACUAUGCAGUGGAGCAAAUCUACAGAGUAAGGUGGAGGACACCGGCGAUGGCAAGUUUGCUUUUUGGGUUAUAAGCGAAAUCGCGCAAACCAUGCAUUCCGGUGGGGGUCUGGCAGUGGUCGACUUGACGUGCCGUGCCUGCGCCAAUCGGCUUAAUCCUCGCAACCAGCUUUACUCAUACGACUUUCGCGACUUCGCCGCAGUCUGCUCUCACCUUCAGGAGCGCCAUGCCCUCGCACCCGCCUCCGCCUCCACCUACUCCCAAAUUGGCUACGAGUGUUCCGAAUGCUCCUACAUCACUCCCGUCCCCGUUACCUUUGCUGGACACUUCUCCCUUCAUGUUCCCACUCAGACCGCACAUUGUCGUCCGGGUGACUCCACCGUGGUCGGUUGUCCGACCACCUGUGAGGUAAGGUCGGCCUACAAUUGCUUCGGCGAGUGCAAACGACUCUUCUUCGACGCCAACGAAUUCCGCAGGCACCUGCGUGUCUGUCCCCACGCUGUCGCCGUGCUCUCGCGAACCUUCGGCGAGAACUGCCUCAACAUCACACCGCAGCCAUCGGAGGCGGCUGCGUCGGAGAGCGGAACAGAGUCGGUCUCCCAAAUGACGACGACGACGGUAGCGGAUAGCCCGCUCUGCUUCUGCCUCUACUGUGGUAUCGGCUUGAAAAAACCACCUGUGAGAAGGUCGAGUCAAAGCACUUCUCCUGCGCCACAAAAUCAGGCAGUGUCGUUGCCAGUUCGAGGCGGCAGUGGCGAAGAGAGGGCGAGUGAAAGACCACGAGGCGACGCCAAGUCCACAGUGACAUUUCCGGACCUUGGAAGCCUCCACAGUCAUGAAAUCUCAAACCACGUGGUGUGUGUUGGUGUCAGUGGGCAGAUCGGGUGCCCCUGGUGUGGAGACAAGGUCCAGUUAGUGUCCUCUGAUCCCCUUGAUCACGCCAACGGCCUUGUUGAGCACCUGUCAAUGCACGCGAGGGCCAAUCCUUAUGUUGCUUGGCACCUGGACCGGACACGACGUUUCUCCGAGCGUCCAGGUGACGUAAUUGUCUGUCAGUGUCAGUCGGGCUGCCUGGACUCCCCUCUAGCGCUGAUGGCGCACGCCUCGGCCUUCCCGACGGCCUCCAGUUGCUUCCGAGGACUCCGGAAACGCCGCCAUGAUGAUAACAACCUCCUCCCCUUCCCGAGCCUCUUUGCAGACGAGGAGGCAAUGAACAACACCCCAGACACCCCCACUUCCGGCACCAUCUCCACUGUUAGACCACUCCACCUACCCGGCGGACACCCACCACUAUCCAAGGCAGUUUUCGAACAUCUGCGGUUUGGUGACCACCUCAACUCGGACCCACGUUUGAGACUGUUCGACGAGACUCUUAACGCGGGCUCCGACGAGAACGCCGUGGCAGUGGCCACUGCAAAGGCCUUCCAGUGUCCCAUCUGCAAAUCCGUCGAGGCUACACGCUGGGCCCUCACUGAGCAUGCAUUUUUCUCGCAUUGGCUGCGUCUGUGCUACGUGUGCUGCGACUACAUUCACACCGAGAAGCCUGCCAACUCCAGCGAUGUAGCCAACGCCGCCAGCAUCUGGGACCACGUCUUUGCUUGCCUCACCCAACGCCACAAACUCCUAACAAUGAAGAAUGAACCGGACCACCCCGCACCGUCAUCCUCCGCGCAAAUUGACGAUUGUAUCUGUGGGGAUUCCCUCUCGGGCGAAGUGUCGAUUGUGGAGGUGGAUUUGAGUUCGUCGGACGGGAGAAUCAGCCCCAACAAAGGGCAGCCCAAGAACCCAACGAAGACCACCCUCUACCCUCCUCAUCCUCCUGCCUCGUCCACAGGUGGAACAUCCAAAUCCCACCAUGCCAUCCCAUCAAGACAUUGUGGAGACUUCAUGGGCCUUGUAAGGAAGGAGCCACGCCUGGAGUCUUCUGCGACGUCCUAUCAACGCUGA